Messenger RNA from Microtus ochrogaster (prairie vole), 1959 nucleotides. It is a transcript of the gene Ciroz, whose product is annotated as chromosome 10 C1orf127 homolog. The coding region runs from base 1 to 1755 and encodes 584 amino acids. The transcript has 13 exons. The record is from RefSeq and is a predicted model, not a curated record. NCBI's taxonomy places the organism in Eukaryota, Metazoa, Chordata, Mammalia, Rodentia, Cricetidae.
AUGUGGGGCUCCGUGGCAGUUGUCUGGGCCAUCUGUCUGGCUUGUAUUCAGCCUGCUGUGUUCCCGUGGGUCCUCCCCUUCGGGUCAAACAAGGACAGGCCUCGCCCGGCACAUGGAGCUCUGACAGGGAAGGUCGAAUGCUUCUCAGACUACAUGACCCUGCAGGUUCCAAGGAGCCACGUGCAGGGUUUGAGGCAGUGGCUGGCAUGGGUCCUGCACCCGCCCGGCACCAUGAGGGCCCCCAACCACCUGGAUUCUCUUCUUACCAAAUGUGGUUUCCUCUUGCGUCCUGCUCAGGAGGGCGGCUUCAUCUUCCGAGCUUUGUACUCGGGCUGCUUUGUGCAGAAAGAGAAAGCAAAUUACAGGUUGGAAAUCAGAAUGUUUCAAAAAGGGACAAAAAGGUUGAAGCAGAGUGAUCUCUGCAUAAUGAAGUGUCCUGUGAUCACGUCGAGGCUGGGCGAACAGAGGGUCCGCUGCCACCCCUCAUUCAUUCAGGUCUCUAGGCCCUUGCCUCCAAGGAUCGACGGUGCACAGACCCCGUGGAUGCUGUCCCUUCGAGGGGAGCUGGUGGCUUCUCUGGAGGACGCCAGCUUGAUGGGAUUAGAUGUGGACAUUGGUGCCACCACAGUCACCGUCCAAAGCCCACGACAAGAACUUCUUCAGAGACAGGAGGUAUGGAACACUUCCCUGGAGCUCCUGCCACUCUGGCUGGUGAGCGGUUCCUAUGCCUACUCCCUCAAGGCUGCGUGCCCCCUGGUGUCGUCCCAGCCAGGGUCGGAGGUCUCAGUUUACAUCCCCAAGCAGAGACUGGGUCUGGUUAGGAGAGGACUCCAUGUGGAAGAGAUCCUGAGCCCCAGGUUCCUGCGGGUGCACCAGUCCAACACCUUCACGGUGACUGAGGACAGAGACUUCGUGGUUGUCAGCAUCCCAGCCCUGCUGCUGCUCCAGUACCAGCCAUGCCCAGAUGCCAGAGAAUCCCCAGGGACACAAGCGUUCUACAGGGUGGACCUGAGCCUUGCCUUUGUGGAGAUGGUCUCCCCAGUACACUGGAGAGUGGAGAACUUUUUCCAGUGUGUGGUUUCCUGCGGCACUGAUAUUGAUUUUGGAAGGGGGGGUUGGAACUCUACCCGGCCAGGAUUCAGCAGGGAGCCUGCCCACAUCGGCGAGGAAGUUCCAUCAUGGACAAGGCCCUUCAGGAGCCACCUCGAUGAAGAGGGGUUGAUUUUCCACCGUGCUCCCAGAAGGCCUCAGGAGAUACUACCAAUAACCAAGGCUGAGGAGCCACUGCAGAAUGAACAAGAUCCAUCUGGAGAAGGGGUCAGAGGGUACCUGGAUCUGUCAACCUCAGAACCAAGGCAGGGCACAGAAGGGCUGGGACUCAUUGUCUUGCCAGGGACUGAUGUCAGAUUCACUAUCCAAAGAGGGAGACAGCCAGAUGCCAGUGCCCACCUGGGGACCUCCAGUUCAGAGCUCCCUGGGAGGCACAGUGUGGGCUCAGCAGAUCCUCAGAUAGUACUUCCCAGGGACCUUCUGACUGCCACCUCUGAGAAGCUUGCAACCCCUUCUGAAGGUGCAGACAGUACCCUACAGCUUGAGUCAGUGCCUACAUGGCCUGAGGCCUGGCCAUCCACAUACAGCCAGCCCCCUACCUCCACACACCCAAAUGAGGCUGGAUUCCCCCUCCCUGAUGGUCAGGAGUUGAUGGAGGCCAGGUUGGCCCCAACCCCUGAGAGCCAUCAGCUUCCUGAGCUUUAGCGCAUGUGGAGGGGGGUGCUCAAGAGGCCCCUGUGCUGAGCCUUUCUAGAGACUUCAGCAGUGAGUCAGUGUCCAGGGAGGGGAGGCACAAAAGGAAGGGAGGACGUGGUUUGGCAUGUCCCUACUUCCCUUCAGAAGGCGGCUGCGACAGGACCAGAGCCCCGGCCUCCCUGAGCUGGCCCAGCUGUACUUCACAUCUCACUA